This is a messenger RNA of Hydractinia symbiolongicarpus, 2260 nucleotides long. RefSeq lists its product as uncharacterized. Gene Ontology annotation, molecular function: protein binding. The record is from RefSeq and is a predicted model, not a curated record. Lineage: Eukaryota; Metazoa; Cnidaria; Hydrozoa; Anthoathecata; Hydractiniidae. The coding region runs from base 324 to 2177 and encodes 617 amino acids. The transcript is spliced from 2 exons.
AAUAAAUAAUUUAUUAUGUUUGAAUGUGUAUGGAGCAUGAUGAAAAACCACCCUGCUAUUAAACAAAUAAAAUAUAAAUGAAGCAGGGGUGAAUAAGGGGGUGAUAAAUCUAUGUGAAACAUUAAUACUUGGUACAAAAUGCAAUAAAUUUACCCCCUGAUUGUAAUUAACGUUAGUCAGAAGAAUUGCACAAUUUUGUUUUGAGCAGCAUGAAUCAUCAGUGCGGAAAGAAAAGCUUUAGCAAAAAGACAGAAGAAGAAAAUAUAAGGAAUGCAGUAAAAAGGUAUUUUUCAGGUUUCAACAACCCAUGAGAAAUACAAAUAAUGUUCUCACUGGUUAACUUUGCAACAAAAACGUACAUCUGUAUAUACAUCCUGUGCUGCUUACACAAAGGCACGCACCAAAGGAAGGUCACAAUUACCAGUGAUAUUGAAAAAUGGAACACGCUGAAAUGCAAUAAAAUGUUUUACCUACAAAAUCACGAGUGGCGAUCGUCACUUUGCAGCAAAAAAACAAAAAAAAGCCAAUGUUCAGCUAACUUAAUAACUGACAUAACAUUAAGGAACAUCGAAGAAGUUUAUGUCAGCGUUCUUGUCAAUACAUCUGGGGAAACACAGCCACCUAUCAUUCGAAAUAACUUUAUAAAUACCACAAUCUUGGGACGAAUCGAUUCAAAUAGUAAAAAAUACAGCAUGCAAAUGUAUAAAGAUACAUUUCUAAUAGAAGGAAACAGAUUGCAGUUAGCAUUCACAGAUUAUUUUGGUUUUUGUGGAUCCAUCUUAGGACUGUCGGUAUCAUAUUAUAAAUGUGAUAAGUCUCCCCCAAGUUUGGCGACGUAUCCUACAUCAAAAGCACCAAGUCAACAACGGAGACUUACAAACAUUACAGGAAGUUGUAUCAAACAUGCAGUGUCAAAUUCUCCAGUAUUUAAAAGUUGCAAUUGGAAAGGGCAGGUGAAAGAAUAUGGAAACUGUGUGUGUGGUGCUGGUUACGCCAAGCAAAGUAACACAUGUACAUUGUGUUUAAAAGGUUACUACAAAAACACGACACAAAACAGUCUUUGCAAAAGAUGUGGUAACAACUCGGUUAGUACCAAAGACAGACAAAAUUGUCUCUGUAAGUAUAUGCACUUUCGUGAACUUGGAAAAGAGAAGUAUUCUGGAAGUCCUUGCUACGACAUAAAACCAAAAAAUUUACAGUUUCACUCCAUCACAAGCGAAAGUGUAAAUAUCACAUGGGAAAGAUAUAACAUGCUGUUAAACCUUGGUAAUUUUUCAUACAGCAUCAAUUGUAAGAACUGUGAAAAGAACGAGGGAAACUUUCCACAUAACACAAGUACCAGUUCUAUGAGUAGCGAUAUGUUAAAGCCAGGAAAGUUAUAUUUUAUUUCUGUGACAGUGUUACAUGAAAGCGAAAAUACAAGCUUAUCAAUAACAGGUAGUUUCACAACACAACCUCUUGCUUUGAUAAAGUCAGAGAGAAAAGGUAAUCGCACCAAUGCAACAAUUAUUUUAUUCGUUAUUGUUGCAGUAGGUCUAAUUCUGUUGAGUUCUAUAAUUAUUGUGUCAUUGUACAUUAUUCAAAAGCGCAAGUCAACGGUAUUUCUUCGAAGGAUUAAUUCGUUAAAAAAGAGUCAACGUCCUCCUCUGCCUCCAACACCACAGCUUCACACAAUUUAUGUUGAUGUUGAAAAAAAAUCCAACACAGACAUCAAUCCAUAUGCAGUUUUUGUACCGAAAAAGCCAACUCCAAUACCUGAGCUAAACACAGAUGACGAAAAUUCAGAUGACGGUGCAAUGUUAUGUGUAAAAAGUCCAAGGCAACGCAAACAAAACAAACAAGGUAAUAUUUCAGAUGAUGAGGACAGAGAUGGUUAUGUUAGUAUGAACGCAAACUUGAAACUGUUCGAGAAACAAACAAAAACAAACCACUAUUCAUCGCCCAUGUCAAUGCAAAUGGCGAGAAGACAAAAUACAAACCCAAGUGAGCGCAAAAGCAGGACCCAAAGUUGUUUCUUUCAUGAGCCAACAGCUUACGAUAUAACAUUAAAACAAAUGGAACUAGCUAAACUUAACAGUAAAUACAAGCGAGCAGGAAGUAAAGAUUUUCUUGGCAUCGAUUUUUCAGUGCCAAGAAGACCUCACAGUGCAGACGAUAUAAACAAAAUAUUUCCUUAGCUUCGACUUUGUAGCAUAAGUAGUAUGUACUUUACAGAUUGUUUAUAUUUUUGUUUACUUUAAAUAAUAAAAACAUGACAUAA